Cladocopium goreaui is the source of this 1506-nucleotide messenger RNA. NCBI's taxonomy places the organism in Eukaryota, Dinophyceae, Suessiales, Symbiodiniaceae. The record is from the annotation of a GenBank genome assembly.
AUGGCGCUCGCUGGCGCUCGCAAGCGCCGCUUCGCCUGGGAUGACGAGCUCGACGGCGACGAUGGCGACGAUGGCGGUGGCGAUGCCAGCUCCAGUGGUGAUGAGGAGGAUGAGAUUCCUGACGGAUGGGAGUCGCAGAAGACCCUGGAGAUUCACACGCAGGUAUGCCCUAGCGCUGAGUACUUCGAACUCAGAGAGCAGUCCGAGGUAGAGGUGCCCAGUGCCGCUCCGCUGCGGGGCCGCGCUGUGGUGCUGCGCCGCCGGCAGCGGCUGCGCGCGCAGCCGGCGGCGGAGAAGGCGCCGGAGGCGGCGCGGCAGCUACGGGGACGCGGCUUCGUCGUGUGGGAUGAUUUCCUGGGCCACCCAGUUGCCAGCGAGCUGCUGGAGGGCUUCGAGACCUUGCAGUGGAGCCCCGGACGCCUGGGAAGUGCGGAAAGCAGAUCCCUCCGCGGCGACCGUAUUGCAUGGCCCGACGUGGACGGCACGGGACGCUUCGGUGAUGCGCUGCGAAGCUGGAUCAAGGCUUUAGAUGAGUUGGUACUUCAGUUGCAGCCGUUGCUCAAUGAUGCCACCGAGCUAGCCAGGGUUUCACACCGGGAGCCACCCAUGGCGUCGGUGUACCCACAACAUGCCCGGUAUAUCAGACACUACGACAACAACUGUGAAGAGGGCCUGGGAGACUGCAAUGGACGUCGGCUGACCGCAGUGUAUUACCUGAAUAAGGGCAUCACUGACAGCGAUGGUGGGCACUUGCGCAUCUUGGGUCAACGGGGUGGUGUUUAUGACAUCCUCCCCUCCUUCGACACGCUGAGCCUCUUCUGGUCGGAUCGACGCUCGCCCCAUGAAGUGAUGCCCAACCGCAGCCAGACGCCGCGACGGGCCUUGAGUUGUUGGUAUGUGGAUCUGACUGAAGCUUCAAACGAGCGGCAAAGCAGCCUGGCGCAAUCGCCUUUGGUGGCCGAGCGUUCCAAAGUUCAUCAUCGGCUAAACGAAUGCAUUCAACUGAAGACACAGUUGGAAGGCAAAGUUCAAGGUCUUUAUGCUCGGGAAAGGGCAAAGGAAGAACAGCGACGGAUGGAAGAGGAACUCAGACGUCAAGCAGAGGAGGAAGAGGAGGAACGUCGCCAAAAGCUGCGCGAUGAGCGGCGGAGACUCAAGGAAGAGCGGCUGCAAAAGGACCGAAAGCAGGAGGAGGUCCAGGUGGCAGCUGUACCUCACAUCUCAGGGAUUCCUGAGCUGCCGAAGGAGCCUCCGGGUUCAGCGGAGAUGCGACUGUUGGAGCAGACUCUGUUGUACUGCAAAAAGCUCUUGCCUAAGAAUCAUGACGAAGUACAGGAGAAGAAGCCAGUUGAGUACAACAAUCCAGAGGGUUCCUUGAUUAUCAUUCCCAAGGAGGAUCGCUCCGAGGAAUAUCUCUUCGCCCCUCCAAAGCCACGGCGACACGAGGGAAAGAUCCGCAAGAGGCCUCCCACCAGCAAAUUGAAGAAGUCGAAAGAAGCGCAGCAG